AUGUCGUACUACAACGAUCAACCUGAGGGUUCUUACGGCCGUGAUCCCUACAACCAGUCUCCAUCAUACGGAGGUCCUCCUCAAGUGCCUCAUCCAUGGGUCGCCGAGUGGGACGAGCGUGACCGCCGCUGGUUCUUCGUCAACCGUGAGACCGGAGACCGUACCUUCCAGCACCCUCAGCAGUCCUAUGGCGGGGGCGGUUACGAUGAGAGGGGCUUUGGAGGUGGCUAUGGAGGGGGUUAUGGAGGUCAGGAGGAGAGAAGAUACGACGAGCAAGAACCUCAGAAGAAAUCUCACACUGGCCGCAAUGUUGCUCUCGGUGCAGCCGCAGGUCUCCUUGGAGGUGCGCUCUUGAUGCACGAAGGAGAGAAAGUCGAGAACAAAUGGGACGACGCCAAGUAUGAUGUCGAGAACGAUGUGCGUGACGGGGUGCAAGACGUGGAGAACUUUCCAGAGGACGCAGCACGCUGGACUGGAGACAAGGUUCAAGAAGUCGAGGACAUCCCACAAGAUAUCGAUCGCAAAUGGGAUAAUGCCGUGCAGGACGUCGAAGAUGUGCCCGACGACGUUGCUGGCUGGGCUGGUCGAAAGGUUGGGGACGUUGAGCGAUUUGAUGACAACAUCGACAACGCCUACGAUCAAGGCCGCGAUGAGGCCCGAUACAACGACUACUAG
This is a messenger RNA of Fonsecaea erecta, 675 nucleotides long. RefSeq lists its product as hypothetical. Gene Ontology annotation, molecular function: protein binding. Lineage: Eukaryota; Fungi; Ascomycota; Eurotiomycetes; Chaetothyriales; Herpotrichiellaceae. The record is from RefSeq and is a predicted model, not a curated record. The transcript has 3 exons. The coding region runs from base 1 to 675 and encodes 224 amino acids.